Molecule: messenger RNA, 588 nt
Organism: Eimeria acervulina
Lineage: Eukaryota; Apicomplexa; Conoidasida; Eucoccidiorida; Eimeriidae
Exons: 7
Coding region: 1-588 (195 amino acids)
Source: RefSeq, a predicted model, not a curated record
AUGGGGGAGGAGGUGGCUUGGGGCUCAGGCGGGGCCACAGGCCGCUUUCAGGAAGUACUGCUGAGUGGGGGCAGCAAAGUGCUGCAGCAGGCGACAGAAUUCCUAGGGGAGGGACCCAAGCCUUUGCGUUUCCUUUGUUUUGUUGGGGGCCUCAUGACAGUCCUAACCUCUGGCCUAGCCUGCAUUAACAUUUUCUCGUUUCUUUCGGAGCCCUCGAACUACAUCCUGCAGCUGUACCUGAUUUUGUUCGGGAUGCUGACGAUGGCCGUUGAGGCCAAAGACAUUCCGCCUUUGGAAAGGAUGAGGCCCUGCUUCUUUUCCUGGUUCCGAUUCCUUACUGUUCCAGGAGGGAAGGGCUGCUUUUAUAUUUUUUACGGAUCGUUGUCUCUGUCCUUGUGGAGAAGCUCUUUCGUCCUAGCCCUUGUCGGCAUAUACACAGCCAGCAUGGGUGUUGUAUGCAUUCUCGUACACUUUGGUAUGCGACAAGAGCUGCAACAACACGGGAUAAGCGUAUCGGAGGGCCCCGGAGAUGAGGCACCCUUGGGCCGGCCCAUUGGACCCGACCAAAUCACCCCACCGGCCUUUUAA